Molecule: messenger RNA, 438 nt
Organism: Adineta steineri
Lineage: Eukaryota; Metazoa; Rotifera; Eurotatoria; Adinetida; Adinetidae
Source: the annotation of a GenBank genome assembly
AUGUUUUAUCAGACUAUUAGUAGCUCAUGUUUUUACCUUCUUAUUCUAGCAAUCCCGACUACUAUUUGUGUAAGUUCUUAUGCUGCUCUUGCCAGCCUCAAUAACAGUCAAUUCAUUUAUUCUCCUACUCAACAGCUCUACGCAGCUGGUAUGCGUAACAACCAAUUUGGUGUCUAUCAAGCUUACGCCUAUGGCAACGUUACUUCCACAUCAAUUUGGACUGCCAGUCAAUUAUCGACACCAGCGGAUGCUUACUUAAGCGUACAAGGCGACAGAAAUCUAGCUAUCUGCACAGCUAGUGGAAGUGUGCUUUGGAGUCCAAACGUAUACAACAAUGGAACGGGUCUACCGUUUUGUCUAAAAAUACUGGACAGUGGCAAUCUUAUUUGGGUUGAUAAUGCGACUACAAUUAUUUGGCAGUCAAACUCAUCCGGAUGA